GCGCCAACAUAGGGCGCCCACACCCCUCCUAUUCACAUUUACUACACAACAUUUCAUGUCAACUUAGUAUAGUUUGGAGCUCCAGCAAGUGCACAUCGCCGAUGCUUCUGGUAAUAUGAUGACGAACGGAAGCGCGCGAGCCGGCCUCCAACCCCCAGAGAUGCUCGACUUCUUCGAGGAGGUGCACUCGCCCACCGACUCCAGCGAGGACAGUGUCGAGGUGAAAAUCUCCCCGAUCUCCUGCCGGAAUAAGCGCAAAUGCGCCGAACCCCGGAAAGUGCCGGAAACCUUCUCCGGACCUUUGAAAAAACGCAUGUGCUUGAAAGUGAAAGCGGAGAGUGAGGCGCCCUUCAGGCCGUGGAGCCCCAAGACUUUCGUCGCGCCGGCCGCCCCCGCGGGGUACUUCCGGCCCCCGUCGCCGGUCAAGGACGAGCCAGUGGCCCUAGUGAAGAAACGCGAGGAGGCCCCUCCGAGGGUCCCAGUGCACCCCCCGGCCGUGCUGAGCGAUGUUGACACCGAGAGGAUCAUCCAGAGCUCCGCGGAUGCAUUCCCCGGGUUGGUGCAGCCCCGUCGGGAGCAGAGAAAUUACAAGAAUAUGACUCGCGAGCGGAGAAUUGAAGCCAAUGCGAGGGAGAGGACGCGAGUGCAUACCAUUAGUGCGGCGUUUGAUACCCUUAGAAGGGCCAUUCCGUCCUAUUCGCACAACCAGAAACUGUCGAAAUUGUCUGUGUUGCGCAUCGCAUGCUCGUAUAUAAUGACUUUGUCGAGUAUUGUGAACGGGGAUGAGGGUGCCGCCGCGGACUGUGUUGAUCUCGUGACGAAAACGAUCCAAAGGGAAGGGAAACUCCGGAAGAAGAAAGACGACAAUGACUGAAGUUCCUAAUUUGUUGCCAUUAUUUGUACUUAUGUAAAUAGUCUUUAUUUAUUUCAACAAGAGUUACUUUAUAAA
Molecule: messenger RNA, 949 nt
Organism: Tribolium madens (black flour beetle)
Lineage: Eukaryota; Metazoa; Arthropoda; Insecta; Coleoptera; Tenebrionidae
Gene: net
Product: protein atonal homolog 8
Exons: 1
Coding region: 116-874 (252 amino acids)
Molecular function (GO): DNA-binding transcription factor activity; protein dimerization activity
Source: RefSeq, a predicted model, not a curated record